Ornithorhynchus anatinus (platypus) is the source of this 945-nucleotide messenger RNA. RefSeq names its product putative olfactory receptor 2W6. The coding region runs from base 1 to 945 and encodes 314 amino acids. The record is from RefSeq and is a predicted model, not a curated record. Gene Ontology annotation, molecular function: G protein-coupled receptor activity; olfactory receptor activity. The transcript has a single exon. Gene Ontology annotation, biological process: G protein-coupled receptor signaling pathway. NCBI's taxonomy places the organism in Eukaryota, Metazoa, Chordata, Mammalia, Monotremata, Ornithorhynchidae. Gene Ontology annotation, cellular component: membrane.
AUGGCAAAUGUCACUGACAGCUUGUUGGCAGGGUUCAUCUUGGUGGGCUUCUCUGACCGACCCAGAUUGGAGAUGGUGCUCUUUGGGGUUGUCUUCGUCUUCUACCUCCUCACCCUAUUUGGCAACAUGACCAUCAUCCUCCUGGCGGCCCUGGACCUUCGACUCCACACCCCCAUGUAUUUCUUCCUCACCAACCUCUCUUUCCUGGACCUCUGCUACACCACCAGUUCCAUCCCCCAGAUGCUCUACAACCUGCGGGGGCCAGACAAGACCAUCUCAUACCUGGGCUGUGCCAUUCAGCUCUACUUUGUCCUAGCCUUUGGGGGUGUGGAAUGCGUCCUGUUGGCGGUCAUGUCUUAUGACCGCUACGCUGCCAUCUGCCAGCCUCUCCGUUACAGCGUCAUAAUGUCCCCACGACUCUGUGGCUGGCUGGCCUCCCUGGCCUGGUUGAGUGGGAUGGGAAACUCUCUGGUCAUGACCCCCCAGACCCUACUCCUUCCCCGUUGCGGCCACCGCCGAGUGGACCACUUCCUGUGUGAGAUGCCCGCUCUGAUUGGCCUGGCCUGUGUUGACACCUUGUCGCUUGAAGGCCUGGCCUUUACGCUGGGCAUCUUAAUCGUCCUUGCCCCACUGAUGCUAAUUCUGGCCUCCUACAUCUUCAUCACUCGGGCCGUGCUGAGGAUCAAGUCGGUGGUCGGACGGCGGAAGGCUUUCAACACCUGUGGCUCUCACCUCACUGUGGUGUGUCUCUUCUAUGGCACCAUCAUCUAUGUGUACCUGCAGCCGGCUGACAGUCCUUCUCAGGACCAGGGCAAGUUCCUCACACUCUUCUACACCAUCAUCACCCCUUGUGCCAAUCCCCUCAUCUACUCCCUGCGGAACAAAGAUGUCAAAGGGGCUCUGAAGAAGGUGUUUGGGAGGGGAGGGGAGCCUGGAGGUGCCUGA